This is a messenger RNA of Neurospora tetraspora, 1854 nucleotides long. Its product is annotated as gamma-glutamyl phosphate reductase. Gene Ontology annotation, molecular function: NADP binding; glutamate-5-semialdehyde dehydrogenase (NADP+) activity. The record is from RefSeq and is a predicted model, not a curated record. Lineage: Eukaryota; Fungi; Ascomycota; Sordariomycetes; Sordariales; Sordariaceae. The coding region runs from base 165 to 1499 and encodes 444 amino acids. The transcript has a single exon.
CGCCGCAACGGUACAGUACAUUGUCAUUACUCCCCCGUCUCUAUAAGUCAAACUCCACUUUUGGCCUCAAGUGAGUUACUCAAAGUGAGUUACAUCCAGCAUCACCAACCUUCAAGGUCUCAUAUAGAGGUGGCUAAUCAAUUCACACACAAGGAAGCACAAAAAUGUCUCUCACCAACGCAAGUCCCGCCGAUGCGGCUCGGGCGGCCAAGUCGGCCUCCCACGUGCUGGCCACGCUCUCGGCCGAGGCCCGCAACGACGCCUUGACGGCCAUCCACGCCGGCCUCACUGCCGCGCGCGACGACAUUCUGGCCGCCAACGCCCGCGACCUUGAGCUGGCCCGCCAAGCCGCCGCCGACGGCAAGCUGAGCGCCAGCCUGGUGUCACGCCUCGACCUGGGCAAGACGGGCAAGUGGGAGGACAUGCUCAAGGGCAUCCUGGACGUGCGCGACCUGGAGGAUCCCGUCGGGCGCGUCACGCUGCGGACCAAGCUGGACGACGGCCUGGAGCUGGAGCGCGUCACCUGCCCCAUCGGCGUGCUGCUCAUCAUCUUCGAGGCUCGCCCUGAAGUGAUCGCCAACAUCGCGGCGCUGGCCGUCAAGUCCGGCAACGCGGCCAUCCUCAAGGGCGGCAAGGAGUCGACCGAGUCGUUCGUGGCCAUCAGCACCGUCAUCUCCCAAGCCCUCUCCCAGACCAGCGUGCCCAACGGCGCCAUCCAGCUCGUCACCACGCGCGAGUCCAUCCCGCAGCUGCUCGCCCUCGACCGCGACAUCGACCUCGUCAUCCCCCGCGGCUCCAACGAGCUGGUGCGCUACAUCAAGGACAACACCAAGAUCCCCGUCCUCGGCCACGCCGACGGCCUCUGCUCCAUCUACCUGACCGCCUCUGCCGACCCCAAGCUGGCCGCCGACGUCGUCGUCGACGCCAAGACCAGCUACCCGGCCGCCUGCAACAGCGUCGAGACCCUUCUCGUCCAGGAAUCCGCUCUGAACACCGUCUUCCCCGCCGUCGCCGCCGCCUUAGCCGCCAAGGGCGUUGAGCUACGUUGCGACGCCGCCUCCAAGUCUGCCCUUUCUUCCAGCAACAUCACUGUUGUCGACGCCACCCCCGAGGACUACAACACCGAAUUCCUCUCGCUCGUCCUCGCAGUCAAGACCGUCCCCGACCUGUCCGCCGCCAUCGCCCACAUCAACACCCACGGCUCGCACCACACCGAGGCGAUCCUGACUUCGGACAAGGACGAAGCCGAGCGCUUCAUGUCGGCCGUGGACGCCUCGGGCGCGUACUGGAACGCGUCGACCCGGUUCGCGGACGGCAUGCGCUACGGCUUUGGUACCGAGGUCGGUAUCAGCACUAACAAGAUCCACUCGCGCGGUCCGGUGGGUUUGGAGGGGUUGAUGAUUUACAAGUAUAAGAUUAGGGGGCAGGGACAUGUGAGUGCGGUUUAUGGAGAGGGAGAGGGGAAGAGGCGGUUUAAGCAUGAGAGGUUGGCUAUUUGAGUGGGUUUGGGGGGUACAAAGGUGGGAAUGGGGGUUACGGUAAUGGGUUGAAAGGGUUAGUUUGUUUGUUUGUUUGUUUACUUGGUAAAAGGGGUUAAGAAGGGCGGGAAAAGGCGGGUAGCUAGAUUAUAUGAGUACAAUGACUUUCAUCCCAUCUUGUGUCAGGUUGGAACGAACACGCCAAGGUUCACCGACUUGUAUAUAUGUGAAUUUGUCAUGAUCGACCUGGAAACCACCCAAGCCUGAGACCAAAGAGACGACCUUAAUCGCGGGCAUGGCAGCUAACGGAAGUAUACCUCUAGUAUAGCUCGCCAGGGCUUUUCACAGGUACAUGACAGUGGAGCAUCAAAGGUCA